UGGAGUACUGCUACUAUUAUACUCUCCUUUCUCCCCUAGUCAGAAACUCUCACCCCAACCCCAAACUCACUCCCCAAACAAUAAAGAAAGAGGACUUCUCUUUUUCCACCUUUAAUUCAAAAGCCCUCCCCAUUUUUCUAUUCACUUCUUUGUCCUUUUCCCACCUCUUUCACACCUCUUCCACUUCCCACUCCCAUUUCCCCAUCUGGGUUUUUCCUUUUUUUUUUCUUCUGCUCUCUUUUGAUGAACCUAACGUCGGUUUUUAGGGCUUCAGCAUUGGUUUGUUCUCCAUUGUAGUCUGGGUUUGACUGUUUUUGUUUUUGUUUCUUUUUUCAUUAUAAGCUGUUACACAUUUAGAGCAAAACCCUUGUUAAACCCUAGUUUUUGGAAAUUUCUAUUAGGUGUGUUUUCUGGCUGUCUCUGGUUCUCCUGCGGUUUGGGGUUUGAGAUAGAGGGGUCUCAAGCUGGAGUAUUUUCUUUGUUUAACAUUUAAGGAAAAGGUAUUCUGAAACCCUAGUUUGGAAUUUCUCUUUGUGUUUUUGCCUUAGGGUGGUUUAUGGAUUCAUUGGUUCUUUUGUAGAUUUAGGGUUAGAGAGGCUUUGAGAAUAAGGGUAUUUUUUUUCUUUUCUUUUUUUGGGAGUGGCUAUUUUUACUUAGUAAAUGCAUGGAUGGAAGAGAAGCCAUGGCCUUAUCUGGGUCACCACCAUAUUAUAUACAUAGAGGGGUUGUUGGGUCUGCUUCAUUGUCUGGGUCUGGUAUACACUCCGGGGGGUUACAUGCACCGCCUGGGUUCAGGCCCUUAUCAAACCCUGGGAUUCCAGUUCAAUCGAAUGUUAGAAACAAUUCCGUUGGACAGACAUUUUCAGUAGAUCAUUCACAGACCAAUUUUCCUCAUGGGUUUAACAUGGCUGUGCCCUCUGGAGUACCACCGGCUGAGCCCGUAAAGAGGAAAAGAGGGAGACCCCGGAAAUAUGGUCCCGAUGGGAAUGUGUCUUUGGGACUGUCUCCCAUGUCUGCUCGUCCUUCACUUGGAUCUGGGUCGGUUACCCCGACCCAGAAACGGGGUAGGGGUCGGCCACCUGGUACUGGAAGGAAGCAACAAUUGGCUACUCUUGGUGAAUGGAUGAACAGUUCUGCUGGACUAGCUUUUGCACCACAUGUCAUCAGCAUGGCGGUUGGAGAGGACAUUGCAACAAGAAUAUUAUCAUUUUCACAACAAAGGCCAAGGGCUCUGUGCAUUUUGUCAGCCAGUGGUACGGUCUCUGCAGUAACUUUACGUCAGCCUACAUCUUCCAGUGGCACUGUUACAUAUGAGGGCCGUUUCGAGAUUUUAUGUUUAUCAGGUUCGUAUUUGCCUGCUGAAACUGGUGGCCCCCGCAACCGAAUCGGUGGUAUAAGUGUUUCCCUUUGUAGUUCUGAUGGUCAUGUAAUUGGGGGUGGAGUUGGAGGGAUGCUUAUAGCUGCAAGUCCAGUUCAGGUGGUAGCGUGUAGCUUUGUUUAUGGCGGUUCUAAGACAAAGAACAAAAAUGGGGAUGAGCCUAAAGGUGAUCAAAACUCUGGGCUUCAGCCAAGCGAGUCGGCUGCUCCAUCAAGUGUUCCUCUUGGUCAACAUUUCGCACCUAUUUCAGCAAUGGGCAUGUGGCCCAGUUCACGACAGGUAGACCUGAGGAACCCCCACACUGAUAUUGACUUGACACGUGGAUGACAAUUUGAUGGCAUUUAGACACGGCACUUCUGUAUAUACGUGUUGUAUAUCAAUCAAUGCUGUAACUCUGAACCCUACUUGUUUGCCCACUGGUAGAUAAAAGAGUUUGUGCCAACAUAUUUUGUAACAGAGGUUAUCAUUUUUAGGUUCUGGGGUAACAAUGGUAACUAUAUAGAAAAUUUUCUGGUAGUUGGGAGGACAAGGUACCAUAGUUAAUUUUAUGUUCAAUUUGAACUUAAUUUCAAAAUGAAAUGAUUGGGGGUGCUUGACUUUAGGUUUUGAGAUUCUGUUGUAACCCUAGUCUCUGGAAAUUCUCAUUGCAGUUGAAUGUGAUUUCCCUAUAUUUCCUCUUGAAUAAUCGCUUAUAUCAUUCCUUUGAA
Messenger RNA from Vitis riparia (riverbank grape), 2085 nucleotides. Its product is annotated as AT-hook motif nuclear-localized protein 5. Gene Ontology annotation, molecular function: minor groove of adenine-thymine-rich DNA binding. The record is from RefSeq and is a predicted model, not a curated record. The transcript is spliced from 5 exons. Lineage: Eukaryota; Viridiplantae; Streptophyta; Magnoliopsida; Vitales; Vitaceae. Bases 665 to 1705 code for a protein of 346 amino acids.